Molecule: messenger RNA, 2402 nt
Organism: Mercurialis annua (annual mercury)
Lineage: Eukaryota; Viridiplantae; Streptophyta; Magnoliopsida; Malpighiales; Euphorbiaceae
Product: zinc finger BED domain-containing protein RICESLEEPER 2-like
Exons: 2
Coding region: 255-2132 (625 amino acids)
Molecular function (GO): protein dimerization activity; DNA binding
Source: RefSeq, a predicted model, not a curated record
UAAGUUUAGUGAGUAAAUUAAUUAUAUUAAGACCAUCACUGUACAUUUUCAAAAUAAUGUAGGGUUUGAUAAUAUUUCUCGCUUAUAAUAAUUUCCCGCGCGAGUCAGAGUUUAUACUCUUCAAUUUUAGCGCCAUUUUACCCUACUUCAACUCUUUUUAUAUCCUAAUUAAGAAUGAAUUCAUUAUUGGAGGCGAAAAAUUAAAAUAAUAAGAAAGAAAUCGUCCUUUGGCCGUCACUUCUGUGCAACCAGAUAUGUCUGGAAACAAUGAGAAUGAGGUGGACAAUGACCAGAAAUUGAACUAUGAAUGUGAUCCAAUUGCUAGCCAAUAUGAUGAUGAAGAGAAACACUGUUGCGGCUUUGGUAUUAGUGAUGGUGAUGGUAGUGAUGACGAAGACGGUUGGAGAACUGUUUCAGGUGAUGGCGAAGACGGUUGGAGAACUGUUUCAGGUGAUGGCGAAGACGGUUGGAAAACUGUUUCAGAGGAUUCUGAGACGGGAAGCGUCAAUAAUUGUCAUAUUGAUUUUGAAGAAAGACAAUCUUACAUGGCUCUUGCAAUGCUAAGCUGUGUUGAAGAUAUUUUACCUCUGGAUGGUCUUCCUAUUCAACUUCUACGCAAACAUAUGGUAAGCGAUGGAGGAAGUGAGCCUAGGCAUAAAAAGAGUGAACUAAGUGUCGGUGCUCUUCAAGCCGAGUGUUUAAACAUUUACGAUGAUGAGAAAGUAAGAGCUAAAAAAGUGUUGAAAAAUUUUGAUGGUCAAAUUACCCUUUCAAUUGAUGUUUUGAGAUGUCCAGCAGCUGGUGAGUAUUUGUGUUUAACUGCACAUUUCAUUGCUGUUGAUUGGUGUUUGAGAAAUUGGGUCAUCUGUUUUAAGCCUGUUAACAAGACGUUUGAUGAUGAUUUCUUGUAUGGAACUGUUAUGAAGUGUAUUACUGACUGGGACAUUGGCGAUAAAGUAUCAGGUGUUAUUGUGGAUAACUUUUGGUUUGAUGGUGAAUGUGUUGGUGAAGUCAAAGAUUUAGUGCAAAAAAAGAGGAAACUCCCAUUUCGCCUUGGGAUGUUUCGAUUGAAUUGUUGUGCUGAUCUCUUUAAGUUAAUGGUGCAGGAUGCAUUCAAGGGGAUAUCUGAAAUUAUGCAUAGGGUUGAUGAAUAUAUGAAUUUCGGAAAACCAAUAAAUAUGUGGAACACUGUGUUUACUAAUCUGAAGGAGGCUUUAGAGUAUGAGGCUAAGGGAGAAUGGAACAAAGACGAGUAUGAGAAUUAUGAAAAACUUAAUUCUGAUGAGUGGAAAAAGGUUGAAGAAAUUUGCAAGCUAUUGCAGAGCUUGUAUAAUGCUGCAAAAUCCAUCUUUGAAGCAAAACAACCUACUGCGCAUAUCUGUCUUCGUAAUCUUCAAGAGGUUCACGCUAGCUUAGCUCAGGCAUCAGCUGAUUCGGACAAUUUCAUUAGCCCUAUAGCUAGGAAAAUGCUCGAGAGGCUCGAUAAGUAUUUGAAGAACAUGUUCUUGGUUUUAGCAACUGCUAUAGUUAUGGAUCCUCGAUGCAAGAUGAAGUACUUAGAAUUCUCUUUUGCCAGGAAUGGUGCAAAUGACGGCACCUCUGAUUCGACGACUGUCCUAACCACCAUUCAAACUCUUUAUGAUGAUUACUUGACUAAUUCACUUCAAAUACACAAACGCAAGGCUGAUUCCAUUUCACGCGACUCUGAUAAUGACCCUGACGAUGAUUCUGAUUGGCUACAGAAAUACAAGCAGUUUGCUGAAGCUGAUAAUAGACCAAUAAAGUCAGAGCUGGAUUUAUACUUGGAAGAGGGUGUGUUACCUUGGAGCCAGGAUUUUGAUAUAUUGGGUUGGUGGAGAGGUGAAAGCCCAAAAUAUCCUGUUCUGUCGAGGUUGGCACGCGACAUAUUGGGGGCACCUGUUUCCGUUGUGACUUCACAAGACGCGUAUUUCACAGUCGAGAGAGAAAUCGGUGGGCGUUUGGCUUCUUUAGAAUCAGAUGUGAUGAAUGCUGUGAUGUGUUCUCGUAGCUGGUGUCCUCCUGAUAUCAAGUCCAAGAUUUGUUCUAUGAUUGGAGAUAUGGAUGCUCUGGUGGACACAGAAUGUGUAGCAAAUGCACUUUUUGGUUACUGAAUAACAAGACAUUUUAUAUGAACAACACAAGCCAUGGGAACUUCUGACAUUAACAUUUCAACUGUUAUAAUAGAAAGUGGGCGUAUCUCUUAGCUGAAGCUGAAAAUGGCAUUUUCAGGUUUAUUUUUGAUUUGAUAUUGAUAGUUUUUGUUAAUAUUAAUGCUGUCAGUGCGAAUUCUAGCUUCUUUUUUGGACUUAAAUCUAUGUUAUGUUGAUAUUAUUAUCUAGAAACUAAAAGUAAUUAUUGUUUGGAAAAAUCUUUUCUAAUUA